This is a messenger RNA of Hyaena hyaena (striped hyena), 1972 nucleotides long. Its product is annotated as protocadherin gamma-B4-like. The record is from RefSeq and is a predicted model, not a curated record. Gene Ontology annotation, biological process: homophilic cell-cell adhesion. NCBI's taxonomy places the organism in Eukaryota, Metazoa, Chordata, Mammalia, Carnivora, Hyaenidae. The transcript has a single exon. The annotation marks the transcript as partial. Gene Ontology annotation, cellular component: plasma membrane. Gene Ontology annotation, molecular function: calcium ion binding.
AAUAAAGCAGCAAGGGCUGCAGUUUCCCAGUGCGGACUGUGGGCGCCGCUGUUGGCCAAAGUGCAGAGCUUGGGCACUGGCGAUCUUCUCGCGCAGCCGCAGCGCACUUUCCUGUAUCAGACUCGCUAGGUCGAACCUUUACGCCACUUCCUCCUCUGGAAAAGAGGGAACCCUGACCCUCACGCAGGCAGUAUAGCCUGUUCGGAACUCUGGACAUCUGCAGCACAGAGAUUAUUUGUAAUCCGGCGUCUCCAGGCCGGUGAGCAACCUGAGGGGAGCCGAAGGGAUGGGGAGCGGCGCUGGGGAAAGGGGCUGGGCUGAGAGGCGGCCAGUGCUUCUUCCCUUCCUGCUGUCUUUGUUCUGCCCGGCGCUCACGGAGCAGAUCAGCUAUAAGAUUCCCGAAGAAAUGCCCGAGGGCUCGGUGGUGGGGAACCUCGCCAAGGAUUUGGGACUCAGCGUCCAUGAGUUACCGACUCGACAACUGCGCAUCAGUUCGGAAAAACCUUACUUCACUGUGAGCGCCAAGAGCGGGGAGUUACUUGUGAGCGGCAGGCUAGACCGGGAGCAGAUAUGUGGCAAGAAGCCAGCCUGUGCUCUGGAAUUUGAGGCUGUUGCUGAAAAUCCAUUGAACUUUUAUCACGUGAGUGUGGACGUAGAAGAUAUUAAUGACCACACACCAAAAUUCACGCAAACUUCCUUUGAGCUGCAAAUAAGUGAGUCUACAAACCCUGGGGCACGAUUUAUUUUAGGAUCUGCCCAUGAUGCAGAUAUUGGUGCCAAUUCAUUAUGGAAUUACCAGCUCAAUCCGAAUGAUCAUUUCUCACUCCUGAAUAAAGAGAAGUUAGAUGGUAGUAAAUACCCUGAGCUGGUACUAAAGAUGCCUUUAGACCGGGAAGAGCAGAAAUCCUACCAGUUGACCUUGACUGCAUUGGAUGGCGGGGAUCCACCCCUAAGUAGUACUGCCCAGAUACAGGUCCUAGUGACUGAUGCCAAUGAUAACCCUCCAGUGUUCAGCCAAGAAGUAUACAGGGUGGGCCUUCCGGAAAACGUGCUUCCUGGCACCACUGUGCUUCGAGUGAUGGCCACCGAUCAGGAUGAGGGGGUCAAUGCCCAAAUCACCUUCUCUUUCACUGAAGCAGGCCAGAUCACCCAGUUUGACCUGAAUUCUAAUACGGGAGAGAUUACUAUUCUAAAUACAUUAGAUUUUGAGGAAGUCAAAGAAUAUUCCAUAGUUUUGGAAGCAAGGGAUGGUGGAGGAAUGAUUGCCCAAUGUACUGUGGAGAUAGAGGUCCAGGACAUAAAUGACAAUUUCCCAGAAGUGGUAAUCCAGUCUCUACCAGAUCUUAUUAUGGAGGACACCAAGCUGGGAACACACGUUGCCUUGCUUAAAAUUCGUGACAAGGAUUCUGGAUACAACGGAGAAGUUACUUGUAAAUUAGAAGGUGAUGUUCCAUUUAAAAUACUCUCUUCUUCGAUAAACACGUAUAAAUUAGUGACAGAUGGAGUUCUAGACCGUGAGCAAACCCCUGAGUACAAUAUUACUAUCACGGCCACCGACAGGGGCAAGCCGCCCCUUUCAUCCAGGUGCAGCUUCACCCUACGCGUUGGCGAUGUCAAUGACAACGCUCCGUUUUUCCACCAGGCCUCCUACCUGGUCCGCGUGAUGGAGAACAACCCUCCUGGAGCGUCCAUCGCCCAAGUCAGCGCCUCCGACCCCGACCUGGGGCCCAACGGCCACGUCUCCUACUCCAUCGUGGCCAGCGACCUGGAGCCACGGGCGCUGGCGUCCCACGUGUCCGUGAACACGCAGAGCGGCGUGGUGUUCGCGCAGCGCGCCUUCGAUCACGAGCAGCUGCGCGCCUUCGAGCUGACGGUGCAGGCGCGCGACCAGGGCUCGCCAGCGCUCAGCGCCAACGUGAGCCUGCGCGUGUUGGUGGGCGACCGCAACGACAACGCGCCCAGGGUGCUGUAC